Molecule: messenger RNA, 3009 nt
Organism: Monopterus albus (swamp eel)
Lineage: Eukaryota; Metazoa; Chordata; Actinopteri; Synbranchiformes; Synbranchidae
Gene: wnt3
Product: wingless-type MMTV integration site family, member 3
Exons: 4
Coding region: 121-1188 (355 amino acids)
Biological process (GO): cell fate commitment; neuron differentiation; multicellular organism development
Cellular component (GO): extracellular region
Molecular function (GO): cytokine activity; frizzled binding
Source: RefSeq, a predicted model, not a curated record
UUUUUCAAUAUCAUUUCAAUUUUCCCCUCAUUCACCAAUCGCUUCCUGGAAACUCCUCUUCAUACUGGAAGUUCUAUGUAUUGAUUCAUUUGCCCUCUCACACACUACAAGGCUUACCUCAUGGAUUUGUAUCUGAUUGGAUAUUUGAUGUGUGUGUGGUUGUCCAGCUCAUGGGUGCUUGGAGGCUAUCCCAUCUGGUGGUCACUGGCCCUUGGGCAGCAGUACUCAUCUCUGGGCUCCCAACCCAUUCUGUGCGGCUCUAUCCCCGGCCUGGUGCCCAAGCAGCUGCGUUUCUGCCGCAAUUACAUCGAGAUCAUGCCCAGUGUUGCUGAAGGUGUCAAGCUGGGGAUCCAGGAGUGCCAGCACCAGUUUAGGGGCCGCCGAUGGAACUGUACCACCAUAAAGGACAGCCUGGCCAUCUUUGGCCCUGUGUUAGAUAAAGCUACCAGAGAGUCAGCAUUUGUCCAUGCUAUUGCUUCAGCGGGCGUCGCGUUCGCAGUGACGCGCUCCUGCGCUGAGGGCACAUCCACCAUGUGCGGCUGCGACUCACACCACAAGGGACCUCCUGGGGAGGGCUGGAAAUGGGGUGGCUGCAGUGAGGAUGCAGAGUUUGGGGUGCUGGUGUCCAGAGAGUUCGCAGACGCCAGAGAGAAUCGUCCAGACGCUCGCUCUGCCAUGAACCGGCACAACAAUGAGGCAGGGCGCACGACCAUCCUCGACCACAUGCACCUGCGUUGUAAAUGUCACGGCCUGUCAGGAAGCUGUGAGGUGAAGACAUGCUGGUGGGCGCAACCAGACUUCCGCAUGCUGGGGGACUACCUGAAGGACAAGUACGACAGCGCCUCGGAGAUGGUGGUGGAGAGGCACCGUGAGUCGCGAGGUUGGGUGGAGACGCUGCGAGUCAAGUACGCCUUCUUUAAGCACCCCACCGAGCGUGACCUGGUCUACUACGAGGGCUCGCCCAACUUCUGCGAGCCCAACCCGGAGACCGGCUCCUUUGGGACGCGCGACCGAGUCUGCAACGUGUCAUCGCACGGCAUCGAGGGCUGUGACCUGCUGUGCUGCGGCCGCGGCCACAACACCCGGACUGAGAAACGCAAAGACAAGUGUCACUGUAUCUUCCACUGGUGCUGCUAUGUCAGCUGUCAAGAGUGUGUGCGUGUCUAUGACGUGCACACGUGCAAGUGAGAGGUGGGGCUGUGUUUUCAGACUGCUGGACUACAAGUGCUGCCGACCCCCCCAACCCCCCGCACGACCUCCCCCAUCAGACGCUCUGCACACCACACAAAGGACAUAUUCACCAGCACACACACACCUGGCACACCAGUAAUGAAUACUUCUGUACAAACUCUGCACUAGCACCUGUCUUCCAAACCACUAGAACCAUUUCCACAAUAUCUGACCAUAACGUGAUGACCUGACCUGUCAUGGGAAGAAGCUAAGGCUAUGCCACUUUCCCCAGGUUCCUCUCCCCUGCAGCCUCCCCUCCUCCCUGUCUUUAUUUAUUUCCUCCUCCAUGCCAACACAAUGCUUGUGUCAUGUACAGUAACACUUUUUAUCUGUGAGAUUAAUACAGUAAAAAAGAACUUUCAGAGUCUCUUUGCUUUUGAAUAAAAAGCAUCUUCUAACUAACACCUCACUUCUCCGGCCAGUCUGGCUGGUUUACUUUUUUUAUUUUUUAUUUUUAAACUAAACCAACCUCUACACCGUCACUAAGUGAUACUGAACACAUCAGCAGCCCCAGGAAACCAUCACUUUGUAACUACUGAACUGAACUGAACUGAAAACAGCAGACAGGCAGAGCCAAGGUCCUGUCUUCUGCAAACUACUGAGCUGAUGAAAUCCCGUGUUGCUACUCUUUGCUGACUGACUGCACCAGGCAACUGGGAAACCUGGAAGAUACACAAUAGAGCCUGACUAUUGUCCUACAUUUCUACCGAUGGGCUGAGACUAGAGGUAUGCAGGGGGCAUGUGUGUGAACAAGCAUGCUGGUUCUACUUAUUAAUACCCAUACACAUGUAUAUGUAUGCACUAUUCAGAUACACAUAACUCCAGGUGGUAAAAGGCUCAGCAUUGUUAUGAAUGACGAUUUUGUUCCUGCAUUCAGGCCUGAUCAACCUGUAAAUUGCUUAUGAUUUCCACAAGUGUGAUGUGACAGACAUGCACAUUGUUCAACCCUAAGGAGCACAGUGGUGCAAACAACCUGACAAACAUAGCAUUCGAAUUAUGUGAGUGAAUAGAAAACCAUUUAUGGCUGUUUCACUUAUGAAGUUAUGCAUCAAAUAUGAGUUGAGCUUUAGCAUGCUUACCAUUAAUUCGGGUCUUAUGAGUCAAUAUUAUGUCUGGUUGAUAAUAUGUGAUUAUUGGGAGAUGUUCAUGGAUUCUUCAGGUCCAUCUUAGAUCUCCAGAGUGCAGAGUAGGUUCUGAUUGGCUUUCACAUCCUUCCUUCCUUCUCUCCAUAUUUUCUGUCUGUUGGACAGAUGAAGUUUCGGGAAAUCUGAUUUAUGAAUUUGACCCUUGUCAGUACUUCCCAAAACAUUUUCACGGUUGUCAGCCCACUUUAGUCUGACUGGUAAUGUCUUAAGUCAUUUCAAAGAUUACCAAGGAAGGUUGCGACUUCUGGGUGGACAAAGACUUCCAGCUCAUGUAAAUGCUUGAAUCCUAACUGCUGGAGUCAGCUGAGAAACUUCAUCAGGAACUGGAUGAUUUAUGUGUAGAUAUUUGUGCACAAGGCAGCAGCCAAUGACAAACACAAGUGGAUGGUAAAAUGGAUGGAGGGAUAGUUCUUCAUACUGGUGGAACAAACUGUGAGGGGUUUCCACACAACAUAUUCUGACAAUCCCAUCAGCUUCCUAUUAAUUUUACUCAACAAAAACACAGUACAUUACCCACUAGUGUGUAGCCUGUCCUCUUUGUAACGUAGCUUAGCAUGUGCAUCAUCAUCUACACAGCCCUCCCUACCUGGGCCUAUCUUUCUGUGUUCAGCCCUCCUCCAACCCCCACACCUAC